Molecule: messenger RNA, 972 nt
Organism: Melitaea cinxia (Glanville fritillary)
Lineage: Eukaryota; Metazoa; Arthropoda; Insecta; Lepidoptera; Nymphalidae
Exons: 1
Coding region: 124-885 (253 amino acids)
Source: RefSeq, a predicted model, not a curated record
AUUCAAUACCAACUAACCGUUUAGUUCAUAGAUCGUCACCACGCAGGGCGGACAGAGUUAUGUGAUAGAAAAAUUAGUUCGGUGGCCUAAAACUUUCCAAACCUUACCUUAAAAGGCGUAGACAUGUCAAAGUUAAGUGUAACGAGUUUUAAUAACAGAAUCGGGAGCCCGUUUAACACUAAAAACAAAGACAAAGCUGAUGGAAAAGUACACAAAGAAGUGCUACAGAAGACAAAUUAUGAUAAACAGAAGGAGAAAAGUAAUGAAUUGUUACAAAAAGUUACUAAAAAAACAGCGGAGUAUCAAUCACACAAACCAAGUUCGGGAGUGUUUACCGAAGUGGUGACGCAUGGAGCGUUUACAACAAAGAAAACUGAAAAAGAAAAGUCACCUAAACCAGAAAACUCGCCUACAGCUAAAUCGAGCAACGGGACGCCGGCGAAAUCUUUUUUAGGCUUUCCGUCAUCCGCUAAUGAUCUCGCUCUUGACGCGAAAUCAGACCUCGAAUCAGAUCCUAACAUUUCUAAAGAAGUAAAAGAGAAGGUGAUCGAUAAAUUAUUCACUUUAGUGUCUAUGGUGCAACACGUUUAUGAGUCUAAAGUAAGGAUAAUGACGGAAUACGAAAAAUUCAAGGAUACACAUUUGAAGAACGAAAUAAGAAAAGAAAAGGAACAUUCGGAACAACUGUACAAGCUAAAUAUGAAUUUCCAAAAUGAGGUGAUACAAUCGAUUCAACAGUUGAGAAGCGAGUUGGAUGUGUCACGAAACAUAUCGAGUAAUUCGUAUGAUUCAGGCGCUGUGAUAAAUUACAAGGAGAUGUGUAGUCAUGAUUCAAGUGAAUCUCAAAGCUUUCAAAAUAAAACCUAUUGUGAAAAAUGUGAUUGAAAGUUAUUAAUAUGCAUGACAAAAAGACGUGAACUUUAAUUAAAUUAAGCAUAUUUUUAUUUUGAUGUAAAUAAACUUAGCGAAAUA